GAGGGAUGGUGAAUUUCUGUUUCAUCACUGGGUUUUGCAACUGGCUCUGCAUGGGACUGAGGUCUUUGGAAACCAGAGCAUGGUCUGUAUCUCAGGGUCUUGCCCUCACUUGCCGGGAACCUCUUUUUCUAGGCUCUCUUGAGGUUCCCCAUUCCAUUCCUUUUCCUGUCGCACCCUCUGUGUUAGCAGGUAAACCCUGCUCACCAGAGAACUUUCCCAGACUGUUGAUUAUGAGCUGGUAGGAGGAGGCCAAGUGACUGACUGGCACCCUCAGGCAUGUGGGGAGUGGUUGUGGAGUGCCUACUCUCUCCGCGAGGCUGUGGGGGGCAUUGUGUUCAGCAAAGUAGAGUAACAGACUGCCUCAAUGUGGUUUCUUUGUGCUGUUUACCAAAUGUAAAUGUAUUCCCGCCGUGGUCUUUUUUUUUUUCUUGUGAUGUGUGCAUUGAUUUCCUCUCUUCCCUACAUGCCUCGAAUACUGCUGAGCGCAUAGUAGGAAGUCGGUGCACACCCGCUGAUUCGGUGAGAGCUGAUCGGGUGAGCCGGUCGGGAACGGAAGCUGCCCCUUCGCUAACUUCGUCUAGAGCCACGGCUGCAUACUUUGUCGUCCUGUUCCAAAUUAUGAAUUACUCAUCCUGUUUGCACUCUUUGUGGACUUAGGCUCCCCUGAGCCACUUCAUCGCUUCUGCUGCCCGUCCUCAAGGUAGCCAGUCAUACUAUUUGCUCGAUACUAAGUCUCGUCCCGGUGACAGCGCAGCCUUUGAAAAAGCUUGGAUAUACCCGCUACCGGCAGAUGCCCGUAUUUUUCAAACCAAGAGAAAAGACACGUAGCAGCCCCUCGCGUCACGAGGCCGGGGAUGCCAGAAGCAUUGGCCUCCUUUAGAAUAGCUCGUUGCCACCAGCCCACCUUGGGACACCUUGACCCCAAGCCCAGCAGUAAGUCCAACAUGCUGCGGGGCCGCAACUCAGCCGCCUCUGCUGACGAGCAGCCCCAUAUCGGCAACUACCGGCUCCUUAAGACCAUCGGCAAAGGCAACUUCGCCAAGGUGAAGCUGGCCCGGCACAUCCUGACCGGGAAGGAGGUAGCUGUGAAGAUCAUUGACAAGACUCAACUGAACUCCUCCAGCCUCCAGAAACUAUUCCGCGAAGUAAGAAUAAUGAAGGUUUUGAAUCAUCCCAACAUAGUUAAGUUAUUUGAAGUGAUCGAGACUGAAAAAACUCUCUACCUUGUCAUGGAGUACGCUAGCGGAGGAGAGGUGUUUGAUUACCUGGUGGCUCAUGGCAGGAUGAAAGAAAAAGAGGCUCGAGCCAAAUUCCGCCAGAUAGUGUCUGCUGUGCAGUACUGUCACCAGAAGUUUAUUGUUCAUAGAGACUUAAAGGCGGAAAACCUGCUCUUGGAUGCUGAUAUGAACAUCAAGAUUGCAGACUUCGGCUUCAGCAACGAAUUCACCUUUGGGAACAAGCUGGAUACCUUCUGCGGCAGUCCCCCGUAUGCUGCCCCAGAGCUCUUCCAGGGCAAAAAGUAUGACGGACCCGAGGUGGAUGUGUGGAGCCUGGGAGUUAUCCUGUAUACACUGGUCAGCGGGUCCCUGCCUUUUGAUGGACAGAACCUCAAGGAGCUACGGGAGCGGGUACUGAGGGGAAAAUACCGCAUUCCGUUCUACAUGUCCACGGACUGUGAAAACCUGCUUAAGAAAUUUCUCAUUCUCAAUCCCAGCAAGAGAGGCACUUUAGAGCAAAUCAUGAAAGAUCGAUGGAUGAAUGUGGGUCACGAAGAUGACGAAUUAAAGCCUUACGUGGAGCCACUCCCUGACUACAAGGACCCCCGGCGGACAGAAUUGAUGGUGUCCAUGGGUUACACACGGGAAGAGAUCCAGGACUCACUGGUGGGCCAGAGGUACAACGAGGUGAUGGCCACCUAUCUGCUCCUGGGCUACAAGAGCUCUGAGCUGGAGGGUGACACCAUCACCUUGAAGCCCCGGCCUUCAGCUGAUCUGACCAAUAGCAAUGCCCCUUCCCCCUCCCACAAGGUACAGCGUAGCGUCUCGGCCAACCCCAAGCAGCGGCGCUUCAGUGACCAGGCUGGUCCUGCCAUUCCCACGUCCAAUUCCUACUCUAAGAAGACUCAGAGUAAUAACGCAGAAAAUAAGCGGCCUGAGGACGACCGGGAGUCAGGGCGGAAGGCCAGCAGCACAGCCAAAGUGCCCGCCAGCCCCUUGCCCGGCCUGGAGAGGAAGAAGACCACCCCCACCCCUUCCACGAACAGCGUCCUCUCCACCAGCACAAACCGAAGCAGGAAUUCCCCCCUUUUGGAGAGGGCCAGCCUUGGCCAGGCCUCCAUCCAGAAUGGCAAAGACAGCCUAACCAUGCCAGGGUCCCGGGCCUCCACGGCUUCUGCUUCCGCCGCAGUCUCUGCGGCCCGGCCCCGCCAGCACCAGAAAUCCAUGUCGGCCUCCGUGCACCCCAACAAGGCCACUGGGCUGCCCCCCACGGACAGUAACUGUGAGGUGCCGCGGCCCAGCACGGCCCCCCAGCGUGUCCCUGUCGCCUCCCCCUCCGCCCACAACAUCAGCAGCAGUGGUGGAGCCCCAGACCGAACUAAUUUCCCCCGGGGCGUGUCCAGUCGAAGCACCUUCCACGCUGGGCAGCUCCGGCAGGUGCGGGACCAGCAGAAUUUGCCCUACGGUGUGACCCCAGCGUCUCCCUCUGGCAACAGCCAGGGCCGGCGGGGGGCCUCGGGGAGCAUCUUUAGCAAAUUCACUUCCAAGUUUGUACGCAGAAAUCUGUCUUUCAGGUUUGCCAGAAGGAACCUGAAUGAACCUGAAAGCAAAGACCGAGUGGAGACGCUCAGACCUCACGUGGUGGGCGGCGGAGGCACUGACAAAGAAAAGGAGGAGUUUCGGGAGGCCAAGCCGCGCUCGCUACGCUUCACGUGGAGUAUGAAGACCACGAGCUCCAUGGAGCCCAAUGAGAUGAUGCGGGAGAUCCGCAAGGUGCUGGACGCAAACAGCUGCCAGAGCGAGCUGCACGAGAAGUACAUGCUGCUGUGCAUGCACGGCACGCCGGGCCACGAGAACUUCGUGCAGUGGGAGAUGGAGGUGUGCAAACUGCCGCGGCUGUCUCUCAACGGCGUGCGAUUUAAGCGGAUAUCGGGCACCUCCAUGGCCUUCAAAAACAUUGCCUCCAAAAUAGCCAACGAGCUCAAGCUUUAACAGGCUGCCGGGAGUGGGGGGCGACGGAGGCGGGCCAGCCGGACGUAGCUGCUGGGGCCGGGCUCCGACCCACCUGGGCGAGACUGCAGAGAUGGAUUGGUCUGUCUCCCCCUGCUGGCGCUUCUCCCCUCCCGCCCUCCUUGGUUGGUUUUUUUUUUCUUCUUCCAUGUUUGGGGGGGGACGGGAGACGGUUCUUGCCCCCCAACAUUUGCCCCUGCCCAGAAAGUCCCCCCCUUCCCCCCUCUCCCCCACAGGAGGCCAAGGAAGGGGGGGAGGGGUGGGGGGGGCGGGGCUCCCCCUCGGUACUGCGGUUGCACAGAGUAUUUCGCCUAAACCAAGAAAUUUUUUAUUACCAAAAAGAAAAAAGAAAAAAAAAAAAAAUCCCAGCGGCCACCUUUCCUCCCCGCCCCAUCGGGACAGUUGAGACUGGAUCUGUGGGGUUUCCCGGGAGGGUGGCUCAGGGCUGGAACACUCUCAGGCAAGAGUGGUGGAGCUCCCCGUCAGGCCCUCCGCCAGGCCCACUUUGGGCUUCUCCCCUCUCCUUCCCUCCUUCCCUCCAAGCAAACCACCAGAGGUGGCCUUCCCCUGACCUCGGGCCCCAGGGCUGGAGGCCCGGACGGCCGGGCCGGGGACCGGGGGGCUGGGGGCGGGGCGCUGCGCAGCCCUUUAGUUGGGGGGUGGGGGGCGGCGGCAGCUCCGGGCUGGCAGGCGCGGCCCGGGGCCCCGGCCCCCUCCACACUGUAUCCUCUGCCCCUCCCUCCCCAGAGCCGGGCAUUUCCUUCCACAAGCUGCUGUGGGGACUUUUGUUCCCCUCCUCAAAAGUCUGUGCCAUCUUCUCCCACCCCUCCUGGGUAGAAGGCGGGGCUGACCCCGGGGCCGGGAGAGGGGAGGGGACUGCAGGGCAGAUGGGCUCCUCGGCCCCCUGGGGGCCGCCUGGGCUGCUAGUCUCCGGAACAGGGAUGCUGGGCACUCUCCAUCAGGGGAGAGCCUUUGUCUGAAAGCACAGCCCCUCGCCGUUCCUCUCCCCUGCCCCUUCAUUGGCAUUAAUCUGGGCACCAGCUAGUUCCAUAGCAGUGACUCCCCCUCACCACUCAUCUCGGCCUUGCCUUUUCUUCCUGACACUGUCGCCCCUCCUCUCAGGAGACACUGCCCAGGGCCUCCACGGGCCCGCUGGCAGGAGGCUGGAUAGGGCAGCAGGGCCGGGAGCAUCUGCCCUCCAGGGGGUGGGGGGACAGACAGGCCUAGUGACUCCCAGCUUGCUAACCUCCUCGGCCAGUGUGGGAGUGGCUGGUCAUGGGCGCUUGGCUGGUGGCGGCCGCCGCAUCCCUUAAUUUAUUUCUCUGCUGUUUCUGUUCCUGAGAAGUUGGGGGAGGGGGUCCUGCCGAGGCUGCCCCCACCCUCACCUGAGUUGUACAUUUUUUUUUUUUGUGAUGGGUUUUAUUUUUUAUUUUAUUAUUUUAUUUCUUUUUUUGAUUUAUGAUGACUCCACCCCUACUCAUCACCCCCCCUGUUCCCAGCCCAGGCUCCGCGGCAAGGCGAGCCCUUGGGUCCCAGGAAGGGGCCUAGCCAACCUCAGCCCUCCUGCUCCAGGCCCUGACUGCAGGCUCUGUGGGCUCGGGCUCAGGCUCCGACCAAGGGCUCCCCCUCUCCCUUCUUCCCUCUCUUCCUCCCUCCCCAUCCCUCCUGCCCAGUGGAACAGCCCGGGUGCUCUUCUGAGGGGCCUGGAGGGCAUGGCUUGGCUCCCAGAGAGGGUGGUGGCCCGUGGGGGGGCCUCCCAGGCAAGGUGGCCCCUCCCCACCCGCCCCCCCCCCCCCUCACCCGCACUUAGUUUCUCCUCUGGAUCAAACACGUAAUAAAGAGAAUGUUUGGAAUCUGA
Molecule: messenger RNA, 5085 nt
Organism: Prionailurus viverrinus (fishing cat)
Lineage: Eukaryota; Metazoa; Chordata; Mammalia; Carnivora; Felidae
Gene: MARK2
Product: microtubule affinity regulating kinase 2
Exons: 19
Coding region: 855-3209 (784 amino acids)
Biological process (GO): intracellular signal transduction; microtubule cytoskeleton organization; protein phosphorylation
Cellular component (GO): cytoplasm
Molecular function (GO): ATP binding; protein serine/threonine kinase activity; tau-protein kinase activity
Source: RefSeq, a predicted model, not a curated record